AUAAAAAAUUAAAUAUAAGAUUAAAUGUUAUAUUUAAUUAGAUUAUUUUUAGAGUAGAGAAAUCAAAAAAAAAAUACUCUCAAGAAGAUGCUCUUAUUUCUUAUCGGCGUAUGUUCUGAUACAAACAAGACAUAUGAAAUGUUAUUAAAUCGAGGAUGGAGACGUUCUGGCCAUUAUAUAUAUAAACCAAAUAGUAAACGAUCAUGCUGUAAAUUGUAUACAAUUAGACUGGAUGCACAAAAAUUUAAACCGAAUAAAAAUCAGCGAAGAGCAGUUAAACGAUUGUAUGAAUAUAUUUGGGAUAAAACAAUACCCGAAAAGCAAUCAUGGAAUUUGUUCGAUAUAAUACACAAGACAGAAACGGACAAGAUGGACAAUACGUCUAUAUUUUCUCAUACAUUUAAAGUGACGAUUGAGUCAAAUACAUAUACAGAUGAAAAAUAUGCAUUAUAUGUCAAUUACCAGACAUAUAUACACAAAGAACCAGAGAAUCGAAUAAAAAAAAAAGGAUUUAUUCGAUUUCUGUGCGAUACGCCUUUAAAAUUUGAUUCAAAAACAGGAUGUGGAACUUUUCAUCAAUGUUAUAGACUUGAUGGAAAAUUAAUUGCUAUGGGAGUGAUUGAUAUUUUACCAGGAGGAAUUUCUAGUGUCUAUUUCAUGUAUGAAAGUAAUAUGCAAAAUCUAUGCCUAGGAAAAAUAAGUGCAUGUCAAGAAAUAUGUUUAGUACGAGAAAGAAAAUGUCAGUUUUAUUAUAUGGGAUAUUAUAUCCAUAACCAUCAAAAAAUGAAAUAUAAGGGAGAAUACCAUCCAAGUGAGUUGUUAGAUCCUGAAACAUAUGAAUGGAUACCACUGAAAAGAUAUCUAGAGCAUUGGAAACUAGGUGGGUCAUUAUAUAUCUCAUUUCAUACUUUAGAGCCAACACCAAACAUAUUAUCGCCUAUAUGCAAUGUUUCCUAUAUAGAUUCAUUACAUAUCAAGACUUUAGAAAACAAAGCAACAAAACAUUUACAAAAGUAUAAAAAUAGUCUUCUUAAUUAUGACGUCCCAGGUAUUUUAAAGGAAAAGGACAUUCAAAACCUCAAUCUUGAAGAAAUACAUGUUUUCGAAGAUAUGACAAUUGUGCCUGUAAGCCAAUCGAGAUAUUAUAAAACUCAAGAAAAUGUUAGGCAAAUGAUUGUGGAAAGCGUUUCUGCAGUAGGAAUAGAAUUAGCCAAAAAAUUAUGUUUUAUAAUCGAUAUAUAAGAUUCUUAUUUAAACCUUAAAUAUGAAUUUUUAGACUUGUAAUAUUAUUUCUUUAACAUUGUUUCAAUUUUCUCAUGCAAUGGCGAUAAAUUGAUUAUACGAGGAUCUGCUAAUCUAGGAACUGGUGUUUCUACAUUAUUAUCGAGAACAGUUCCUUGAAAUUUUUCCUUAAUAUGUUUCUGCAUUAAUUCUAGUCAUUUAAUUAAAAGC
Messenger RNA from Pneumocystis murina B123, 1452 nucleotides. RefSeq lists its product as hypothetical. The coding region runs from base 88 to 1242 and encodes 384 amino acids. The record is from RefSeq and is a predicted model, not a curated record. The transcript has 5 exons. Gene Ontology annotation, cellular component: cytoplasm. Gene Ontology annotation, biological process: protein arginylation. Gene Ontology annotation, molecular function: arginyl-tRNA--protein transferase activity. NCBI's taxonomy places the organism in Eukaryota, Fungi, Ascomycota, Pneumocystomycetes, Pneumocystales, Pneumocystaceae.